Molecule: messenger RNA, 2095 nt
Organism: Physcomitrium patens
Lineage: Eukaryota; Viridiplantae; Streptophyta; Bryopsida; Funariales; Funariaceae
Product: SNF1-related protein kinase regulatory subunit gamma-1-like
Source: RefSeq, a predicted model, not a curated record
CAAUGCUCUCCUCCCUUGUAUCGAGCUCCCUCUGAGUUGCCUGUGCUGCGUCCAUCUGGCCCGUGCAUCUGACUCAUAGUUGUCUCUAGAAGCAACCUCGGGAGUAGGACGAAGCCGAUUUUCAAUUUGCGAAAGCGUGAGCUCUUGUUGAUCAACAUUGGUGAGGUGGGUUUCAGAUCUGAGCUAACAGAGCGCUUGAUCUCUUAUUUUCAUUUCAGGAAGUAGCGUUAAAUUGGGUUUGUGUCGAGGGUUGGGGGAUUUGGUAAUUGAGAUGUUUUUGGGGAUUGCUGUUUUCCUAAGUGUGACGUGGUCGACCUAACUGCGUUGAAUUCUACUGGAUUGCUACGGCAUGGAUAGAUGAGAUUUUGGCUGCUCGUUUUGUCAGUGUCCCCGUUUUUUUCAUUUCUGAUUAUGUUUCUUCGCGAAGGGAUCGGACAUCUUGAAAGAUUUGAAGGCGCGAUCACAUCCCAAGUGAUACAAAUUUGUUGGAUUAAAUCAGCAUGGGCGUCAAUGACAAUUCGAUGGAGCAGCAGUUGGAGAGGUUGUGGGAGGAGCAAGGUGAAAAUGUAGGAGUUCCGCAAAAGGUGCGAGAACUCCUCAAUGCGGCAUUUACGAAAGUUCCAGUCUCAUCAUUCCCCAAGCUUCCUUGUGGCAAAGUGCUGGAAAUCUCAGGCGAUGCGUCCAUAUCAGAUGCUGUGCACCUGCUUGCAGAAAAUAACAUCUUUUCAGCUCCUGUGAAGGACCCGCAUGCGACUUCUAACGAUCCAUGGUCUGUACAAUACAUUGGCAUCGUUGAUUAUGCCUCUAUUAUUUUAUGGGUGCUAGAGCAGGCUGAGUUGGCUGCAGCUGCGAUAGCUACUGGAUCAGCCACAGCUGCGGGCAUGGGAGCUGGAGCUCUAGGUGCACUUGGAGCCCUUGUGCUUGGGCUUACUGGUCCAUUUGCCAUUGCUGGUGUUGCAACAGUUGCUGUUGGGGCUGCAAUUGCAGGUGGAGCUGUAGUAGAAAGAGGUGUUAAGGACGCAUCAUCUGCAGUGGACAGCCUUGGUGAAGAUUUUUACAAGCUCAUUCUUGAAAAUGAGCCAUUCAAAUCCACCAAAGUGGAGGAAAUCACAAGGUCUUACAGAUGGGCUCCAUUUCUGCCGGUUCAACAUGAUGACUCUAUGCUGACUGUGCUACUGUUGCUUACUAAAUUUCGACUGCGGAGCAUUCCAAUCGUAGAUAUUGAUCACGGUAUCGUUCAGAAUAUGAUCUCUCAAUCAUCAGUUGUGAGAGGGUUCUCUCAAUGCAAGGGUCGCGAUUGGUUUGAUUGCCUUGCCGGAAAAUCGAUCCAACAACUCGGCCUUCCUGUCAUGGCGCCUGAUCAGGUAGUGUCUGUAGAUGCAAGCAAAUUGGUGUUGGAAGCUUUCAAAUUGAUGAAGGAGAAGGGUAUUGGAGGCCUUCCUGUUGUGGCUGGUCCUGAUCAUCACAUUGUAGGAAGCAUCAGCGUUCGCGAUGUUCGGUUUCUAUUGUUAAAAUCUCAUCUUUUUGCAAGACGCAGUCACUUGACCGUACUGGAGUUCAUGAAAACGAUUUCGGAGGUGGAGGCACAAGUCGGCACAACACCCCCUGUGACAUGCGAAAAGUCGGAUUUACUUGGGAAGGUGAUAGAAACUUUGGCAAGCAAAAAUCUGUACCGCAUUUAUGUAGUUGAUGAGACCACUCGGUUAUUGGGGGUCAUUACGUUGCGAGACAUUAUCAGUUGCUUUGUGUCGGAGCCACCAGGUUUCUUCGAUGGCUACUUUGGCGGAGCUUUCAAGGAAGCUUUUGAGAGAUCAGAGGGCCACUUUGUAUCGGGGUGAAGUGCUGUUGGUUGUUACCGUCGCUUCCCGAGAGGGAAUUUCUUGUUCAGUUUGGCUGACGACUUCUGGCAUUCAGUAACGGCCAUAUGGUUAGAAGUCAAUUUACUAUCUCUAAUGAAGGUCUGUCAAUUUAAAAAGAAAUUAGUUGAAACCAACGUAAACAAUUUGUAAAAGGUUGGCUCGGCUGUGAACUUGAGACUUGCACUGCUGUUUAAAUGAAACACGGGCCAAGUACCUCGUCUUUGUUAAGUGUACUA